AUGAAAGAUCGUUUCGUUGUAAGGAGUGUCCAGCAGCUUUCAACCGAAGGGAUCUGCUCCUACGACAUCGCACUACACAUGCGAAGAAUGCCGCCGAAGGCCAGAUGUCUGAAGCGUAAUCUGGAGUGCACGACACGCAUGCACGAUGCUCAGGAUGGAUCAGUCACAGCUCCAAGUCCGCGUGUCGAGCAAGUUCUAGAGCAUCCAACGACCCAAGGAGGUACACAAACUGAUCCAAUAUAUCCUGUGAACACGUUCAUGGAUGUUUCACCUGCUCAUCAAGGAAUCUCGGAUAUCUAUCAAAAUGCACUUCAUCAGCCGCAUGCAUUCCCCAACUUUUUUGAACAGAUCAUGGUGGACCAUGGAGACUUUCUGGCUAUGGACUACCUACAGCCACCUCCGGAUCUGACCACUUGGCUACCCGAAGCUGAUUGGUUCACUGAGGUCGAUCUAUUUGGGGCCGACUUUGUUCCAGCCAUUGACGAUACCUUUAAUGCACCACGCCUAGACUCUUGCGCAGAUGCAACUCCACCAGCGGGUACCAUCACUGAUGAGGCUCGGGGAACGAAUAGUGGCGAUGCAGUGAAGCGGCGACACGCUGUCUUCAGGCGAUCGCCAUGGUUCUGGGUACCGGAACACAAUCAGAAUGCGUUUAGCGAUCAUGAAGGAAUCACGUUAGAUGAGCGAAACGUGGAUCUUGCUUCGUCUCCGCAUCAGCCUCACUCCUCGAGCAUUGUCAUUCCUGGUCGCUUGUCGCAACAAGGACGGGAUCGCAUCUACCACCUUGUAUUAAAAACCGCACAUAGCCAGGUAUCAAUUUCGUCCUUCCCCUCCGCGGACUGCCUUGACAAACUCAUCAAGGUCGGCAUCGCAAAACGAACAGAAGCAGAUGCAUGGAUCCAUCCAUAUACCUUUGACGCCGAGGCUUCUCGACCAGAGUUCCUGACAGCACUAGUCGUCGCCGGCUGCAUUUGUUUCGGUAUUCCAUCGGUGAACAAGACUGGGCUUGUCCUCCAAGAAAUUGUGCGAGUCGCUUUAAGGGAACUCGCAGAGCACGACAACAGCACCACGCGAGAGCUCCAAUAUCUUCAAGCAAUGAUGCUUUGGCUCGAUAUUGGAGCGUUUUGCGGCUUUCGUCGCAAGAUGGAAAUUGCCGAAAGCUCUUUACAAGUGCUCGUCACUGCUUUGCGGCGGGCCGGCAGAUUCGACAAUGUUCGAUAUCCUGACACUCUGCCCCAGAUGCACAAUGAAGGUGAGGAGCUCGACAGGAGAUGGCGCAGCUGGGUCGAACUCGAGUCUUACAAACGACUUGUUUAUCACCUUUUCGAACACGACAUCUACAUGACAGUGAUAAACCAUCGUCAACCACUUAUCUCAUGCGCGGAGCUUACGCUGCCGCUCCCAGCUUCAGAGAUAUUGUGGCUUGCACCAUCGGCCGUGAUCUGGAAAGCCCGUAUAUUGAACAAUUCCUCUCCCACUGAGCGGCCGUCGAUGCGGACCAUUCUCCAGAAUGAAGGACUCAUUUGCUGUUUGCAUGCGAACUUCGACUUACAGAUUGCACGCUCAGCACAAAUCCACGGGCUCGCAUCACAGGUCUGGGACCAAUGCCAACAAACAAUACUACUUCAGGAUUCGAGCGAUCCAUCAUCGCAACUAUGGUCUCGGUCACGACAGCAAAAGCUGUAUGAUUCUCUCCGACACACUAACCUUACACUAAAUGACUCGUCAGCGUUGACUUGUGCUUUCCAUCAGUUUCUUCAGAUGUUCCUGCAUGCAGACCUGGACGCGAUCACUCGGUUUGCUGGCAAGUGCGGAGAGGAGGCUGCACACCGUGCUUACAUUGCGCUGCAGCCAUGGAGCAAAUCCAAAGAAGCUCGAAUAGCAAUAGCCCACGCCGGCCAAGUGCUACAUGCCGCACGUGCAAUUCCUCCUUACCAAAACCGCGGACAAGAUUCUUUCAUAAUCUACCAUUCCAUCAUGGUGCUCUGGACAUACAGUAUGAUGAUCAACGACCACGCGCGUAAAACCGGCUCAAACACACCAGUCCGAGCAGCACACGCAACAAUGCAAGAUCAAAGCACACUAGUCUUCUUGGAUGAUGACAGAUCCACCAAUCAGUCCGCUGUAGAUGCGUUCAUAAUGAUGAAUACUGGGACGCCUUGCCUUCGCAUCCUUUUGAAGACGUCAGUACAGCAGCGGGAAGAUGGUGCGGCGAGUAAUGAGAUAUGUAAUAUGAAGCAUCCAUGGCAGGUCAUGAAGGCAGGUGUCACGUUGCUUGAGGGAACGCAUCCAGACGUGGAUAGGGAGACUGGGCCACCGUUGCUUCGUGCGUUGUGCGGGCUAAUGGAAGAGCUGGGUGGACUGAGAUCGAUCUGA
Parastagonospora nodorum SN15 is the source of this 2376-nucleotide messenger RNA. RefSeq lists its product as hypothetical. Gene Ontology annotation, molecular function: zinc ion binding; DNA binding. Bases 1 to 2376 code for a protein of 791 amino acids. The record is from RefSeq and is a predicted model, not a curated record. NCBI's taxonomy places the organism in Eukaryota, Fungi, Ascomycota, Dothideomycetes, Pleosporales, Phaeosphaeriaceae. Gene Ontology annotation, biological process: DNA-templated transcription. The transcript is spliced from 4 exons.